This is a messenger RNA of Hordeum vulgare subsp. vulgare (domesticated barley), 1801 nucleotides long. Its product is annotated as beta-1,2-xylosyltransferase XYXT1-like. Bases 88 to 1602 code for a protein of 504 amino acids. The record is from RefSeq and is a predicted model, not a curated record. The transcript is spliced from 5 exons. Gene Ontology annotation, molecular function: glycosyltransferase activity. Lineage: Eukaryota; Viridiplantae; Streptophyta; Magnoliopsida; Poales; Poaceae.
AACGCUCACGUCGCGUCCUCACUCAGUAGCCAGUACUACUGCCACGGUUGACAGCAGUAGCAGCAGGGAGCACAAGGAAGAAAGACGAUGAACAUGAGCUGCUCGGAGGAGAGGGAGAGGCCCCGGAGGAGCUGGGCGCCGGUGGUCCACGUCAACUUCGGCUUCGUCGCCGGCGUCGUCUUUGUGCUCCUAGUCUAUUUCGUCGUCCAGCAGCAGGAGGCGAUCAGCGCCCUCGGCGUUGCAACUACCACCGUAGUAUCACAAUGGAUGUCGCAUAAACAACUGAUCAAGGCCCCUCGUGAAAUACAACCGAUUAAAGCUCCUGGUGAAAUACUUGUCGCUUCUGACGUGCAUGCGAUCGCGGGCAAACAGCCGACUCAAGAUACAGUCCUGGCUUCUGACGUGCAGCCAAUCGUGGACAAACAGCCAAUUCAUGAUUCAGAGAAUGGCGAGGUGGUGUGUCACACGGAGGGCCUUUCCCGCGGUUACUCCGAAACCUGCGAAGUCGACGGCGACGUCCGCACCAACGGCACAGCCCUGUCGGUGACUCUCGUCCCGGCGAGCAGGUCGGUGCGCCGCGAGUGGAUGAUCAUGCCGUACGCGAAAAUGGAGGUCGUCGUUAGGAAUGUGACGGUGACGCAGCUGCAGGACCGGGCCGCCGCCCCGCCGUGCACGGUGACACACACGAUGCCGGCCGUCCUGUUCGCGAUCGGGGGGUACGUGGGCAACUACUGGCAUGACUACACCGACAUCCUGGUGCCGCUGUUCGUGGCGUCGCGGCGGUACCGCGGCGAGGUGACGUUCCUGAUCAGCAACAUCCAGCACAAGCCUGAAUGGCUGGUCAAGUACAAGACCCUCUUGGGGGCGCUGUCGAAGCACGCCUGGGUGGACAUGGACGGCGACACGGAGGUGCGGUGCUUCCCUCACGUCACGGUGGGGCUCCGCCUUGACAAGGAGCUGAGCAUCGUCCCCGAGCUGGUGCCGGGGGCGCCCCUCUCCAUGGUCGACUUCACCCGGUUCCUGCGCGAGACCUACGGCCUCCCACGCGGCGCGGCGGUCAGCCUGACCCGCGAGCCGGACAAGAAGCCGCGGCUGCUACUCAUCCACCGGGGACACUACCGCCUGUUCCUGAACGAGCUGGAGAUUGCGCAAGCGGCGGAGGCGGCAGGGUUCGAGGCGGUGGUGAUGGAGCUGCGGGGCAACGCGUCCGAGGUGGAGCAGGCGCGGCUGGUGAACUCGUUCGACGUGCUGCUGGGCAUGCACGGCGCCGGGCUGACGAACGCGUUGCACCUGCCGCCGGGCGGCGUGCUGAUCCAGGUGGUGCCGUACGGGAACAUAGAGGUCAUCGCGAGGUCGGAGUUCAGCGAGGGCGCGACGGACAUGGGGCUCAAGUACCUCGACUACAGCGUGAGCGCGGAGGAGAGCUCGCUGAUGGAGCUGCUGGGGCCGGAGCACCCGGCGAUCAAGGACCCCGACUCCAUCCACCGAAGCGGCUGGACCAACAUGUUCGACUUGUACCUUGGUAAGCAGAACGUCCGCAUCAACACCACCCGCUUCGCGCCAACGCUGGCGCAAGCGCUCGGCCACCUACGCCAGCAGUAGGUGGGAGAGAUACAUAUGUGCGUUAAUCACGUUGUUUUCUCUGCCAGUUCUUUUUAUGUUUUGGGUUAAUCGCAGUGGCUUCUUUUUGGCAUAACUAGCAAAGUGGCCUGUGUAAAUGCGCGGGUAAACAUGUUAAUAUAUAUGCUUUGUUUUAUAGUGGAAAUGUUAUGAUAAAAUAAUAGUGCAUAUUACUACUGAA